AAAAUGAUUAUUACCGCUCUUUUAUCUUUCGGAAUGAUGUGGUUCGGUGCGCCUUUAGAGGCCUCGAGAGAUAACGUUAGGGAUCUGAUUAUAGAAAGCCAUGUAUGCACGAAACACACAUGGACGCGUUUAAAAUCAACUCCAGCUCAGAGCAAAUCACCCCUGACUGAUGCGAGACAUGCGGUUACAUGUUUAGAAGGGGUUGAAUUAAGGAAGCUCGACUGAAUGAAAGGAUUAGGUGUGUUAGAUGAGCAUUGUUGGUGCGCGAGCGCGAAGAGCAGCGCGCUGGGAUGCAUGUCUCGUGCGUGAAAAGACAUUGCUGCCCCAUGAUAGAGACUUGUGUGACACUUGGUCCAAACUGACGUCUCAUCUGCACAUCUCGCCUGUCUCUCAAGCGCUGUCCACCACCAUGUCACACAUACCCGGCAGCUCGGUCCGGGACCACAUGAAAUGGGCAGGGCUGUUGGGAUGUGAAGCGGUGCUGUCCAGCAUGGCUCUGAUGCAGGCCAGUUCCAUCGCUGCUCCUAAGAAAAUGAUGUCGCCGUUGGGUCCGGCUUCAGGCCACGGUUCAGCCCAGAGGGAUGCACAGGACCGAGGGAUGCAAGGACACAUGGUCUUACCAACGAGCAUGACCUGCCCUCCGCUGCUUCUGCGGAAGGAGGCUGAUUUUACAGCUUCCCGACUGCUGGAUGAGAAGGAAGUGAGACCCAAUGAAGACAUGCAGCUGAAGAAAAAGAACAGGAAGUCAGGAACUCCCUCAAAAGUGAGAGAGCAGGAGGGGCAAGCAGGGAAGGCGGUUGUGGAUGAAAAUGGAAAUUGUCCACUUUCAAAAGUCCAGAAGAACUUUAUCUGUGACCACUGUUACGGAGCCUUCAGGAGUGGAUACCACCUGAAGAGACACAUUCUCAUUCAUACUGGAGAAAAGCCGUUUGCUUGUGCAGUGUGUGACAUGAGAUUUAUUCAGCGUUACCACCUGGAGCGACACAGCCUCACUCACACUGGGGUGAAGCCGUUUGCUUGUUCCAUGUGUGACAUGCGGUUUUUCCAACGUUACCACUUGGAGAGGCACAGCCUCACUCAUACUGGGGUCAAACCAUAUGCUUGCACCAUGUGUGACAUGAGAUUUUUCCAAAGAUACCACCUUCAGCGACACAGCCUCAUUCAUACGGGGGUGAAGCCGUAUGCUUGCUCCAUGUGUGACAGGCGUUUUUUCCAACGUUACCACCUGCAGAGACACAGCCUCACACAUACGGGAGUGAAGCCGUAUGCUUGUUCCAUGUGUGACAUGAGGUUUUUUCAGCGUUACCACCUGCAGAGACACAGCCUAACCCAUACGGGGGUGAAGCCAUUUGCUUGCACAAUGUGUGACAUGAGGUUUUUCCAACGCUACCAUCUCCAGAGACACACCAUCACCCAUACGGGGGUGAAGCCGUAUGCUUGUUCCAUGUGUGACAUGCGUUUUUUCCACCGUUACCAUCUGCAGAGACACAGCCUCACUCAUACGGGGGUGAAGCCUUAUGCUUGCACCAUGUGUGACAUGCGUUUUUUCCAGCGUUACCAUCUACAGAGACACAGCCUCACCCAUACGGGGGUGAAGCCGUAUGCUUGCUCGAUGUGUGACAUGAGGUUUUUUCAGCGUUACCACCUGCAGAGACACAGCCUCACUCAUACGGGGGUGAAGCCGUAUGCUUGCUCGAUGUGUGACAUGCGGUUUUUCCAACGUUACCACUUGGAAAGACACAGCCUGACUCAUACUGGAGAGAAGCCUUUUGCUUGUGACAUGUGUGACAUGCGGUUCAUUCAGAGGUACCAUCUGGAGAGACACAAGCGUGUUCACAGUGGUGAAAAGCCUUACCAGUGUGAGCGCUGCCAGCAGAACUUCUCCCGGACAGACAGACUGUUGAGACACCGGCGAUUGUGUCAGGGUCGUGGCGUGGCAAAAGUCGAGGCCCAGCCGUGCUCUUUCACCCAGGAGCCUCCCGCAGCGCCUCCGUCCACGUGGAGUCCUCUACAUCCCGCCCCGGGCCGACUCGCUGUCUGACACCAUACUCUUUAGACGACAGCACACCCAGACCUCUCUCAGGGCCACUGGCACUGUGGCCCCACCUGCUGACAGAGAGAUGCGUUACAGACAGGAUGAGGGGAAAUUCUCCUCUUUUGUUUCUUAAUUUAGAAACAAACAAGGUUCUCUUUUGAUCAUCGAGGGUUGUUUUAUACUUUUUGGUAAUAUAUUAUGGGGUACUUUUAAGAGGCGAGGAACAAAAAACACACCUAACAUGGGAAUUUCAUGUUACUAACCAAAAAAAAAAACAUACAAAAGGUACAACCCAUCAUCUAUUGACUGACACUUAUUGAUACACACUUCAUGUAAGAUGUAACAGCACUGUGUGAUUAAAAUCAGCAUCAUGUGAUGUAUAGGCCUGCUGUAAAGUGCUAAGGGUUAGUACCCUACUGUCCUGAGGACUCAGGUAAUGUCCUACUACCAUCGCGAGAUCUGUUUGUAACACUGUACCCAUAUGUCACCAUAUGGAUAUGCGCAGUGUUUCCAUAUAUUAAUUCAUUAAGCAUUCACAGGCUUUUUCUCAAUGAUAAAUGUUUGAUCUUAUAUUGUAACUGUGUAUGAAUUUGAAAGAUGUGUAUAUUGCUAUGUGUAACAGCUGGUUUGUUCUCGGUCAUUGCCAUGAGCUGGUGGAAAUGACACCACCAGUUGAGUUCUGCUCACUGGAAGUGUCCCCUUCUCUGACUUCACUCACUUAAUGACUGGGUGAAUCUCACAAGAGCUGUCAAGGCCAUGCUUUGGGUGUCAUUGGUCCUCACAAUCUGAAAUUUUGCAUUAAGAAAAUGAGGUCUAUUUUAUGCCGUUGAGUUUUUCAUUGUUACAGUAUUUUUAUGUACCUUUAGCCAACUUCAUUGAUAUUCUUAUUACCAUAUUGAAAAAAUAGUGUUUUGGAUAUACAUUAAAAUAAUAUAUUUAAUUUUGUUGUACUGGCUUUAUUUAGGCAAUGGGAAUCAUCAUGCUUGCAUUACUUAAUGAUAAUUGAAGGAGUAAAAUAUGACAAAAUAUCAGUGCCUAAAAUCAGGCUUCAUUUUCUGUAUGCUAAAUGUUUUUUUUGAUUUUUCCUGAUUUUUGAGUGAUAUAUGGCUGAGAUGUUUUUGUGAGAUACAUUCAAGUAUUGGCUCCACUGUUAAUGCAUCUACAUGGUAAAUUACACAAUGAAAAUGUCCAAAAGCCCCACAGUUUAGUGUACAGAUUUAUAUGUGCAACAUAUUAUAAGAUAUUGUGGCUUUUUUUUUAUUUUAUACACAACAAUAGUUAUAUACAUAUUAUUUUACUGAAACAUUGACAAGAGGACAGAUAGUCUGCCUGUUUUCUUUCCAAAGUCAUUUUUAACAUUAUAUUGCCUUGUGUUGAAAUAUCUAUUGAUAUAGAUUUGUUGUUCUGUUGUAAGACUCCGUUGUAGUAUCUGAGAUGGGAGUUUUAAAGUGGAGGUUUCCAGUGUGAUAUAGCAGUGUUGUCUUAUGCAUAGGUUUACUUUCAUGUGAAUCUGCAUAUGCAAUGCCUUCAGUACAUGUGGGCCAAUAACAGAUGACAAGGGCAGAGAUCUGAAGUUAUUGUUGCACCAAAUGAUAUUGUAUUUUUCAGUUUAUUAACUUCUCAUUCUAUUGUUAACAUGAUAUCUACUGUUUGACGAGAGUAUCGUCUGUAUUUUUUAAGUGCUGAUGGACAGUUAGGGAUUUAAUUGGGCAUUUCCUUGCAUCAGAAUGCUUUCUGGUGUUAGUAUCUGGCAACUACAAAUAGAAUAUAUCUUUAGAGGGAUGUCUGCUGUUUAUUGACAAAAGAUUGCUGCAUUUCUAUGUAAUGACUGAAUAUUUUUCUUUGUAAUGUUACAUGUUUAUAUGCUGUAACUGAAUUGGUUAAAACUUUUAGUUCUUUAGCAACAAGCUUUGUGUAUUUUAAGUACCUUUUAUGCUAAUAUAAUUUUAAAACACUGGAGAGAAAUGUGUGAAAUGAUCAUCUAUCUAUAUACAGUUGAAUAUACAUUGCGUAUACAUACACACACACACACACACACACACACAUAAUUGGUCUGUAAUUACUAAUCAAAAUAUCUCUCCAAAGUGUUGGGAACAUUAUUUCAGUGUGCAAACUUGGAUAUCCGAAUUAAAAAUAAAGAAGCAAUAGAAGAUUUAAAUGAUUUUAGGUAUUUACUUGGACAGAUAAAGAGAUCAUCAGUAGUAGUUAACAAAGCAUCCCUUUUUUUCGUGCAUGAUGUUGCAGACACUGAUGUAACAACUUCACUGAAUUCCUUCUCUUCAGCUGAAGGUGUUUUCCAAAAAAAAACUUAUGAUGGAAAAUGAAACACAUUUUGUUAAUUGUUCAGACACUUCAGUAACAUUUAUUGUUUUUUGUGAGGAGACAAGAGAGGUGUUUCCUUUAUGCAUAAAUAAAAUACUAAAUAAAAUGUGUGGUUUUCA
This is a messenger RNA of Cyprinus carpio (common carp), 4476 nucleotides long. Its product is annotated as gastrula zinc finger protein XlCGF46.1-like. The transcript is spliced from 17 exons. Gene Ontology annotation, molecular function: RNA polymerase II cis-regulatory region sequence-specific DNA binding; DNA-binding transcription activator activity, RNA polymerase II-specific; histone deacetylase binding. The coding region runs from base 248 to 2041 and encodes 597 amino acids. Lineage: Eukaryota; Metazoa; Chordata; Actinopteri; Cypriniformes; Cyprinidae. Gene Ontology annotation, cellular component: cytoplasm; nucleus; PcG protein complex. Gene Ontology annotation, biological process: regulation of transcription by RNA polymerase II; cell fate commitment. The record is from RefSeq and is a predicted model, not a curated record.